AUGUCAACGUCAGUGAAGCAUCGUGAAUUUAUUGGAGAGCCGAUGGCUGAGAAAGAGGUCACCGCUGUCGCUGGGAUUGGGCCUACCUAUGGUGCUAAACUUGCUGAAGUAGGAUUCGAUAAGGCUUAUAUUCUGUUUGGACAGUUUUUGUUGCUCAAGAAAGACGAGGAUUUAUUUACGGAAUGGUUGAAGGAUACUGCUGGAGUGUCCUCCAAUCAUGCUAAGAGUGCGUACAAUUGUCUCAAUGCGUGGGCGGAGCAAUAUAUCUGA
This is a messenger RNA of Ostertagia ostertagi, 270 nucleotides long. NCBI's taxonomy places the organism in Eukaryota, Metazoa, Nematoda, Chromadorea, Rhabditida, Trichostrongylidae. The record is from the annotation of a GenBank genome assembly.